GUUCUGCUUAAAGUGCAGAAAGAAUUACUUGCAUAUGGAAACACGCAAAUCAGCAUUCUUGAGUUAAGUCAUCGAUCGAAUGACUUCAAGAAAGUUAUCGAUGAUGCUCAGGCUACUCUGCGAGACAUUCUCAAUGUUCCUGACAACUAUAAAAUCUUGUUCAUGCAAGGAGGCGCUACCGGAAUAUUUGCGGCAAUUCCUAUGAAUAUUAUGAAUACUGGCACUGCGGAUUAUUUAGUAACGGGCUCCUGGUCUGCAAAAGCAGCAAAAGAAGCGGCGAAGUAUGGAAAAGUGAACAUGGUUUUACCUAAAACGACAAAAUACACAGAAAUUCCGAAUCCUUCUACUUGGAAAUUAGAUACGGCGGAAGCAUCAUAUGUUUAUUAUUGUGCCAAUGAAACAGUGCAUGGAGUUGAAUUUGAUUAUAUCCCGGAAACAAACGGCGUACCACUUGUUGCUGAUAUGUCAUCUAAUAUACUUACAAAAUCUUUUUGUGUAUCCAAGGUAAAUAUCCAAAUAAUUAAGAUAUCUUGA
Molecule: messenger RNA, 534 nt
Organism: Wasmannia auropunctata (little fire ant)
Lineage: Eukaryota; Metazoa; Arthropoda; Insecta; Hymenoptera; Formicidae
Product: phosphoserine aminotransferase-like
Exons: 4
Biological process (GO): L-serine biosynthetic process
Cellular component (GO): cytoplasm
Molecular function (GO): pyridoxal phosphate binding; O-phospho-L-serine:2-oxoglutarate transaminase activity
Source: RefSeq, a predicted model, not a curated record